GUAAUUCUAACCGCCAGCUGUCUAUUUUAGCCUUCCUAUCUCUUAUUCACUCCUGCCCAAACAAAUAAUUCCUGCAUUAUGUCCAGUAGUCAAGUUCAAAAACCUAUUCGCGUUACUGUCAUAGCGGCAGAUGGUCUCUAUAAACGGGAUGUAUUUCGCCUUCCGGAUCCAUUUGCAGUGGUGACAGUGGAUGGCGACCAGACCCAUACGACAACUGUGAUGAAAAAGACGUUAAACCCAUACUGGAAUGAGAGCUUUGAAGUUAAUGUCACCAACAAUAGUAUUCUUGCAGUUCAAAUCUUUGACCAAAAAAAGUUUAAAAAAAAGGAUCAAGGAUUCCUCGGCACUGUUAAUAUUCAAAUAAGCGACGUGUUUGACGUGAAUAUUGGCGGCGAUGAAAUGCUUACAACGGAGCUAAAAAAGUCAGGGUCAAAUGAUGUUGUAGUCCAAGGAAAGCUUAUUCUCAAUAUCUCUUCAAAUAUUGGCAAUCAAAGCUUAAAUGGCCGUAUCUCUCAAAACCCAACUCCAUCGCACCAGAGAACACCCUCGACCAUCUCAGCUGUAUCAUCCAGUGCUACAUCCUUAAUCAACCGCAAUAAUGUCCAGCAAGCUCCAAUCGCACACGUUAAUGGAGGUUUAACUGGCAGCACACCAGCCACACCCACUAUUGCUACCAAUGGGGGACGCCAGCUUUCACCAUACGAAGAUCAGCACGGUCCUCUUCCUCCGAACUGGGAACGUCGCGUAGACCAGUUAGGCCGCACGUAUUAUGUAGACCAUAAUAACCGCCUGACGACCUGGACCAGACCACCUUUGACAACCUCUACGCCAGAACAAGCCCAGGAGGCGGCUAACCGAACGGAAUUGGAGAGGCAAAGACACAAUAACCGUACACUUCCUGAGGAACAAUCUGGAAGUAACUCACCUCUGCCAAACGUAUCUAAUCUAUCGCUUCCAGAAUCCUCUGCAAACACAGCAUCAGUUUCUACUUCUCCUGCGACUACCAGUGGUUCAACACUUGCGCCCGUGAGCUUAAACUCAACUACCCCUGGAUCAGGACCACUUCCUGCGGGAUGGGAGCAGCGUCUGACGCCUGAAGGGCGUCCUUACUUUGUAGACCACAAUACUCGAUCGACCACCUGGGUUGAUCCUCGUCGCCAACAAUAUGUCCGUAUGAGCGACCCUCGUUCCUCCAGCCAGGUUGCAGUGCACCAGCAACCUGUCUCUCACCUUGGUCCUCUGCCUUCGGGAUGGGAAAUGCGUCUUACCAAUACGGCGCGUGUUUACUUUGUAGAUCAUAACACGAAGACGACAACAUGGGAUGAUCCUCGUCUACCAAGUAGUUUGGACCAGAACGUACCUCAGUAUAAGCGUGACUUCCGUCGCAAGCUAAUUUACUUUAGAUCACAGCCUGCACUCCGCCCAGUCCCCGGUCAAUGCCAUAUGAAGGUCCGCCGCUCGCACAUCUUUGAAGAUUCUUACCAUGAGAUCAUGCGUCAAUCACCAACAGACCUUAAGAAAAGACUUAUGAUCAAGUUUGAGGGCGAGGAUGGCCUUGAUUAUGGCGGUCUCUCAAGAGAAUUCUUUUUCUUGUUGUCACAUGAAAUGUUCAAUCCGUUUUAUUGUCUAUUCGAGUACUCUGCCCAUGACAACUAUACCCUUCAAAUUAACCCUCACUCGAGUAUCAAUCCUGAGCACUUGAAUUACUUCAAAUUCAUUGGCCGUGUUGUUGGACUUGCUAUCUUCCAUCGCCGCCUUUUGGAUGCGUUCUUCAUUGUCUCUUUCUACAAGAUGAUUUUGAAGAAAAAAGUUACGCUUGCAGAUCUAGAGUCUGUGGAUGCAGACGUAUACCGUAACCUGAACUGGCUAUUGGAUGAUCCGGAAGGAGCAGAAACUUUAGAUACAACCUUCUCAACGAAUGAUGAGCGUUUUGGGGAAAUUGUGACCAUAGACUUGAAGGAGAAUGGAAGAAAUAUUCCAGUGACGGAAGAAAACAAGAAAGAGUACGUGGAAUUAAUGACAGAGUGGCGUAUCAGCCGUCGUGUGGAAGAACAAUUCAAGGCUUUUGCUGAGGGUUUCCAUCAAUUGAUUCCUCAAGAACUUGUGACAGUUUUUGACGAACGCGAGCUUGAGUUAUUGAUGGGAGGCAUAUCAGAGAUUGAUUGCGAUGAUUGGAAGAAACAUACGGAUUAUCGUGGGUACACAGAACAAGAUGAAGUAGUGCAAUGGUUCUGGAAGUGUGUCCGAUCAUGGGAUUCAGAAAAGAAAGCGCGUUUGUUGCAGUUCACGACAGGAACAUCAAGAAUCCCCGUCAAUGGAUUUAAGGAUCUACAGGGCUCCGAUGGACCUAGGCGAUUUACAAUCGAGAAAGCAGGUGAGAUCGGUCAGCUGCCUAAGUCUCACACAUGCUUUAAUCGCAUCGAUCUCCCACCGUAUAAAUCAUACGAUGUUCUUGUGAACAAACUGACUCUAGCGGUGGAGGAGACUGUUGGUUUCGGUCAAGAGUAGAAAGGUCCAAAUGAUUGCUUUUUGUUUUAUCAUUAAAAAAAAUUGCAUUUGUAUUUCUGUACUCUUGAUCCCUUGAGUUAUUCUCUUG
Molecule: messenger RNA, 2596 nt
Organism: Lobosporangium transversale
Lineage: Eukaryota; Fungi; Mortierellomycota; Mortierellomycetes; Mortierellales; Mortierellaceae
Exons: 10
Coding region: 79-2508 (809 amino acids)
Biological process (GO): ubiquitin-dependent protein catabolic process
Molecular function (GO): ubiquitin protein ligase activity; protein binding
Source: RefSeq, a predicted model, not a curated record